Amaranthus tricolor (Joseph's coat) is the source of this 951-nucleotide messenger RNA. RefSeq names its product auxin-responsive protein SAUR66-like. NCBI's taxonomy places the organism in Eukaryota, Viridiplantae, Streptophyta, Magnoliopsida, Caryophyllales, Amaranthaceae. Bases 214 to 621 code for a protein of 135 amino acids. The record is from RefSeq and is a predicted model, not a curated record. Gene Ontology annotation, biological process: response to auxin. The transcript has a single exon.
AUGAUCCAAAGCAGCAUUUACUUAGCCAAGAGGGCCUGCUUCCAAAAUAAUGGAAACAAUACAGUCAUCAAUGGAGUGACCUGUCUUCAGCUUGAAGGUAUAAAACUUGACCAUUUCCAUAACUCUUUUCAUCUAGUAAACUACCAAAUUCAACUCAAAAUUGAUUAAAUAUUUUAUCAUCUCCAUUCACUCUUAAGAAUCUAAACCCACAAGAUGAUAAGCACAAAGAAGCUCCUCAAGAUGGCAAGAAAGUGGCGAAAGAUAGCAGCUGGGGGCAGGAAGAGGAUCUCUUGGCCACGACCAGUGGCCAAUGAGGGUCACUUUGUCGUCUAUACGACUGAUGAAAGAAGAUGUGUGAUUCCUUUAGAGCACCUCAAGAGCGAGAUUUUCAUUGAGCUCUUUAGAAUUGCAGAGAAAGAAUUUGGAGUAGCCAAUUCAGGGUCACUCAUGCUGCCUUGUGAUUCAGAUUUCAUGGAGUACUUGAUCUCUAUGAUCUCCAGAUGUGUAACCGAGGACUUGGAGAAGGCAUUAAUCAUGUCUUUAGCUGGCUGCAGAUCUACAUCUUUGUCACAUACACAUCAAGAACAAAUGAAUUCACAAUUUUCAAUCUGUAGUUUCUAGAAAAAUAAAAAUUAAUGGCUAUCCCUUGUGUACAAAACAUUUUAGACACUUAGACAUUUAGUACAAUUUUGUUUAGGAAGUUAAUUACUACAUAAAAAUUAUGCUGUUCAAUUUACACAGAUUUACAUUAAUUUCCCUUUUUCCUACAGUCCAAAGGAAGAUAAAAUCAUUAAUCCGGAUUACAGGGUCAAAGAACCAUAUAGCAUGGACUACUUUCACGUGUUCAUUGGUGAACACUAGACUCAUGAAUUUGGCUAACCUGUAGUUUCAAAUUUACUUUGACUACCCAUUUCUAUUUAAUGAUUGUAAAACUAUAAGCUUGGAUUCUAA